Lolium rigidum is the source of this 494-nucleotide messenger RNA. RefSeq names its product disease resistance protein Pik-1-like. The record is from RefSeq and is a predicted model, not a curated record. Lineage: Eukaryota; Viridiplantae; Streptophyta; Magnoliopsida; Poales; Poaceae. Bases 25 to 402 code for a protein of 125 amino acids. The transcript has a single exon. Gene Ontology annotation, molecular function: metal ion binding.
UCCAACCGAAUUAAGCAGGCCACCAUGAAGCAGAAGAUCGUGAUCAAGGUGGAGAUGACGUGCGACAAGUGCCGGUCCAAGGCCAUGGCACUGGUUGCGGCGACGGUAGGGGUGGACUCGGUGGCGCUGGCCGGGGACGGCAAGGACCAGGUGGUGGUGGUCGGUGACGGCGUCGACUCCGUCAAGCUCACCAGCGCGCUGCGCAAGAAGGUCGGCCACGCGCACCUCGUGCAGGUCAAGAAGGAGGAGGAGGAGAAGAAGAAGCCCGCCGAAGCCGCCAAUGUUGUGGAGUACACGUACCCAUGGCACUACUACCAGUACCCUUCGCACGCGGUGCCGGUCUACGAGCACCCCGCCGGCGCCUACGGUUACCAGCACCGGCCGGACACCUGGUGGAUGUAGCCACACCACUCAGAGCAUUCUUGAGUAAUCUUCAUUGUUUCGUCGAUCAGUGUCUAGCUAGCUCUAGUAGCUAGGAUUGCAAAUGCCAAAAG